AUGAAAAGAGGAAGUUUACUCGUGUCACUUGCCUUUGCAUACCCGAAGAUUUCAGAAGAGAUUCUUGGUGCUAGAUUUUCAUCGAAUGGCUUGUGGCCUGACAAAUCUUGGCGAUCGAAAACGGGCGAAAAAGGGUUGAACUAUCUUGACGGCUACUGGGAUAUUCAAAAAGUCGAUAUAGAUGAUAUUCUACCUUCGCACACAACCAUGAUAAAUGACGAAAUCGAGCACAUUUGCGUGAACAAAACAUCCCGUUCCGCCGCUAACUUGCCUUCAAAAUCAAUAAUGCUCUCCGACAUCUGGCGAUUUGACUCGCUGGACAACGUCCACAUCGGUCUCGAAGCCGACAUCCCAAUAAAGGGGCCGGAAGAGAUCGGAGAAGAGCUCUGGAAUAACUACACGAUCUCGGUUUAUUCAUCCGAUUGCGCGUUGAAUAGAAGGUAUUGGAGUCAACAGAGCUUCACGACGCUGAAGAAACCCGACGGCUCGAGGAAUAUUCAAUUUAUUGUCAGAUCUGAUGGCGGCCGUUGCCAACUAGUGGUGCCGAUGGCAUCCGAAAAAGACGUUUACCUGCCGAAUUCUUUGAACGCGAUCACUGCUCAAAUUUACUCAACCUUCGGCGUUCUCUUCAUCAUCCUCUGCAUCUCCUCGAUCAUCAUUUCGCUGCUCUUUUGCAAGACGAAAAAGCAGGAAGAGCGAAAUCCGCACGAUCCGAAAACCGAAGAGGAAACGAUGGCCUUUACUCCUAUGCCGACGAUACCCGAGUAG
Oikopleura dioica is the source of this 768-nucleotide messenger RNA. NCBI's taxonomy places the organism in Eukaryota, Metazoa, Chordata, Appendicularia, Copelata, Oikopleuridae. The record is from the annotation of a GenBank genome assembly.